CACGAAGGGAGACCUCAUCGCUGAAGAGCUCGCCGGGUCAAGCCAUUGAUUCAGCGACACCACCACCACCCUCAUCUCCGCUCACACAUCCAGCAUGCUGUCCCGUGCUGCUCGUCCCGCCUUCAGGGCUGGCGCGGCGCAAACACUGCGGCCUGCCGCUGUGACCUCGCCUGCCGCUCAGGCUGCCAACUAUGCCACUCUCCGCCAGAUCGAAGGCCGUCUGAAGUCUCUCAAGAACAUUGAGAAGAUCACGAAGACCAUGAAAAUCGUCGCCUCUACCAAGCUCACCAAGGCCCAGAAGAACAUGGAGACCGGACGAGCUUUCGGAAAGACUUCCAACACUGUGUUCGAGGAGGCUGAGACGAAGCCAUUGGAAACGGAGAACAAGAAGGUGCUGCUCGUGGUCUGCAGCUCUGACAAGGGUCUGUGCGGUGGUAUCCAUUCGGGUCUCUCUCGUGCUGCGCGCCGCUUGUUCGAGCAGGAGCCAGCCGACUACAACAUUGUCUGCGUUGGAGAGAAGUCAAAGGCACAGCUGAGCAGAUCCAACCCGAAGGACAUGGUGCUCUCGUUCGCUGGUAUUGGCAAGGACGUCCCAACAUUCGCCGAUGCUUCUGCGAUUGCCGACCAGAUCACCCUCCUCCCAACCGACUACUCGAGCAUCAAGAUCUUGUACAACAAGUUCAACAACGCGACAUCAUAUGAGCCAACCAUCAUUGAGGCGUACUCUGAAGAAGCCAUCAAGGAGUCACCAAACUUCUCCAACUUCGAGAUUGAUGACGCAGUCCUCGGUAACCUGCGCGAGUAUGCUCUCGCAAACUCCCUUUUCUGGGCACUUGCUGAGGGUCACGCUUGCGAAAUCUCCGCUCGUCGCAAUGCCAUGGACAACGCCUCCAAGAACGCCGGAGAGAUGAUUGACAAGUUCCAAAUCCUCUUCAACCGAACGAGACAGGCUGUCAUUACUGGCCAGCUCGUUGAGAUUAUUUCUGGUGCCGCCGCAUCGGAGGAUGCUUAGAUGUAGAAAAGCUACAACAGGCAGAGCGAACAGUGUCGUGUUGUACUGUACAUAUAGCGUCAGACAGUCAGAGCGAAUUGUGAGAGUCUCCUUUGUCAUGCAUGUUCAAUUUUGGAGCUGUCUCGAGCCAUUUUGCG
Messenger RNA from Cercospora beticola, 1149 nucleotides. RefSeq names its product F1F0 ATP synthase subunit gamma (gene ATP3). The record is from RefSeq and is a predicted model, not a curated record. NCBI's taxonomy places the organism in Eukaryota, Fungi, Ascomycota, Dothideomycetes, Mycosphaerellales, Mycosphaerellaceae. Gene Ontology annotation, biological process: proton motive force-driven ATP synthesis. Gene Ontology annotation, molecular function: proton-transporting ATP synthase activity, rotational mechanism.